This is a messenger RNA of Sclerotinia sclerotiorum 1980 UF-70, 1206 nucleotides long. RefSeq lists its product as hypothetical. The transcript has 4 exons. The record is from RefSeq and is a predicted model, not a curated record. The coding region runs from base 1 to 1206 and encodes 401 amino acids. Lineage: Eukaryota; Fungi; Ascomycota; Leotiomycetes; Helotiales; Sclerotiniaceae.
AUGCACUCCACAAUAUUCGAGAUAAAGGAACACACCCUCGAAUGUCAACACAUUCGAGAAUAUCCUCGUGCCACCGCAAACACUCAAGAAGAUGUAUUGCAUCUAGCAAUUAAACAAUACAUCCCUAAAGAUAAUCCUCAUCCAGAACCAGGAGAUGUGACUAUCAUUGGUGCUCACGCAAAUGGAUACCCAAAGGAAGGCGCUAGUAGUGUCCUGAAUGAGCAAUUGUUGGGAAACGAUCCAUGCUGGAUAGACCACGCUCGAGAUCUCCUCCACAUGGUCAAUACCUACCGUGCUGAGAUGCCCCUUCCCAUAAUUGGAAUUGGUCACUCUUUCGGCGCCAACAUGCUCACCAACCUCUCCCUCAUGCACCCACGCCUCUUAACCACCCUCGUAUUGCUCGACCCCGUAAUCCACCAAUAUGCUUCCAGUCCAGCCGGUAAUCCUGAACCCACCCAGCUAUCCACCUUUCGUCGAGAUCUCUGGCCCUCCCGCGACGCGGCUGAAUCGUCCUUCAGAAAAUCAAAAGCAUACGCUAAAUGGGAUCCUCGUGUUCUAGAUCGCUGGUGUCAAUAUGCCAUUCGCGAAACCCCCACUGCUAUUUAUCCCGAUGAACCAGCAGGAAGUACAACACUAACUACCACCAAGCACCAAGAAUGUUUUUCUUUCAUUCGCCCAAGUUGGGAAGCCUUUUCUUCAGAUGGUAAAACUAUUAUCCGUCCAGAUCUCAUCCCAGAUUUACAUGAGAAAAGUCCACUCCAAUUCCCUUUCUACCGUCCAGAACCAAUCAACACUCUCGUUCGGCUACCACAGCUUCGCCCUCCUGUGCUCUAUAUUUACGGUGCCAUUAGCGCCGUUUGUGAUCCUCCUUCCCGUGUUGAAAAACUCGCUUUAACAGGUACCGAACACGGAGGUAGCGGAGGUGCCAAAGAAGGAAAGGUCAAAGAAGUCGUGUUAGAGGGAGUAGGCCACUUAGUGGCACAAGAGGCAACAGAGCAAUGUGCAGAUGCUUUAGCUCCAUGGGUAGGACAAGAAUUGAAGAGGUGGUGGAAAGAACAAGAGGAAUAUUUGGAGUGGACUAAAAAGAGUUUGAUUGAGAAACAAACCCUUUCCGAAGAGUGGAAGAAGAGAAUUGGAGGACCACCAAAGAGGGCUGGGAAAAGUGGAGAGGGAAGUAAAUUAGGGGUACAGAGUGGAAGUAUUUAA